This is a messenger RNA of Centropristis striata (black sea bass), 1864 nucleotides long. It is a transcript of the gene gpr3, whose product is annotated as G protein-coupled receptor 3. Bases 42 to 1235 code for a protein of 397 amino acids. The transcript has 2 exons. Gene Ontology annotation, biological process: G protein-coupled receptor signaling pathway. Gene Ontology annotation, molecular function: G protein-coupled receptor activity. NCBI's taxonomy places the organism in Eukaryota, Metazoa, Chordata, Actinopteri, Perciformes, Serranidae. Gene Ontology annotation, cellular component: membrane. The record is from RefSeq and is a predicted model, not a curated record.
GAGAUGCGAGAGACGCCGAGUGAGAGUUUGGAGCAACUUUGAUGAAGACGGGAGCACGGAGCGGUGUUUCUCUCACACACACAGGGACUGUCCUUCUUAUUCACACCGAGCAUCACUGCGGACAGCAUCAGCACAGCUCCAUCAUUUGGCUUGGAUCUUAUAAGAGAAGGGAAACAAAUCUGUUCAACUCUUGCAAAGAAAUCUCGUUAAUAAGGUUGUGUUUGUGUGACCGCUCAGAAGCCAUGAUACUGAACGCCACUGACCUGGGCUGGGAUGAGUCCUCGGGUGCUGACCCCUUCUUCCCUUUGGACCAAACGGACAGCUCAUCAGCAUAUGAAGUCCCGCCCCUCACCGUGUGGGGCGUGGCCCUGUGCAUUUCAGGAACUCUCAUUGCCACUGAAAAUGCAAUAGUUGUCACGACCAUCUUGGCCACCCCGUCCCUUCGUGCCCCUGUUUUCCUGCUGCUGGCGAGCCUUGGAUUGGCCGACCUCCUGGCAGGUGUUGCUUUGAUCUUGCACUUCCUUUUCCUGUUCUGCGUGGAGCCCAGUGUUUGGUCAGAAUUGCUGAUCUCAGGACUGCUGGUGACGUCACUGACUGCCUCGCUCUGUAGCCUGAUGGGUGUUGCUUUGGACCGAUACCUGUCUUUAAGCCACGCCCUCACCUAUGGUUCAAGCCAAUCACGUCACAGAGCUGCGCUCCUCCUGCUGCUGGUGUGGCUGGGUGCGUGUGUCAUCGGGGCGGGGCCUGCGAUGGGAUGGAACUGUCUUGGAGAGCCAAACUCCUGUUCUGUAGCACGACCUCUGACCCGGACAUACCUGUCGCUGCUGUGUGGUGGGUUCCUGGUGGUUGUAAUGGUAACUCUGCAAUUGUACGCCGGGAUCUGCCGCGUGGCGAGGCGGCACGCCCACGCCAUCGCUACCCAGAGGCACUUCCUCCCUGCCAAUCAAUCAUAUGCAAGCAAACACAGCAGUGGAAGGGGCUUCUCUCGGCUGAUCCUGGUCCUCAGCGUGUUUGUGGGCUGCUGGAUGCCUUUCUCCCUCUGGGGGCUGCUGGGAGACGCCUCCAGCCCUCCUCUGUACACUUAUGCCACUUUGGUGCCGGCGGCAGGCAGCUCGCUGCUGAACCCGAUCCUCUACAGUCUUAGGAACAAAGAUAUUCGCAAGGUGCUGCUCCAGGCCUGCUGCCCGCACAGAUACACACAGAACACACACAUACACUACCCUGUUGAUGUGUAGACUGCCAAAACUCGCCAAACCACUACACGAUCUAUGCCAGACAUAUCACUGUUUGUGUGCCAAGAUACACACAGAGCUGCAUUGACUGUCAUCCAGAUCCAGAACAUGAAGUCUCACACACACACACACACACACACACACACACACACACAAACUCCCACACAUGCAAUAAGCACUUCUCAAAGAGAUGAAGUCCCUCCUGCAAACCAGAAUGUUCUGGACUGUACUGGCUCGCCGCCAUCUUGGGACUAAAGACUUAUCGUACUGUCUUGUGUGUACUUUGUGCCUCAUCCUCAGUCAAUUGUAGCUCCACUGGAUCCCCAAAUGGAAACAAUCACAGGGAUUCUAUAUGUAUUCCCACUCAUAGAAAGUGGAUUUAAUCACCAUUGGCACUUUAAGACGAGAGGAAGGGAUGGGUUUUAAAUAUAAGCCUAUCACAUUGUAAUGACAUGUGAUCCAAAGCCCAAUUUGAUUUACUUGAAUGUCUAGAAAACACAAUGUUCUAGAUCUUUGAGUCUAUUUUGCACAUGCUGUUAAGGGCACUUUGAAAAGUACUGACCAUAUGUUCAUGUUGCACAGCCUUUUUUGAAAUGAAUGAAUAUUUUAUACCGAUGAAUAAUAAAUAUGCU